Solanum dulcamara is the source of this 704-nucleotide messenger RNA. Its product is annotated as PLAT domain-containing protein 3-like. The coding region runs from base 6 to 554 and encodes 182 amino acids. Gene Ontology annotation, molecular function: protein binding. Lineage: Eukaryota; Viridiplantae; Streptophyta; Magnoliopsida; Solanales; Solanaceae. The record is from RefSeq and is a predicted model, not a curated record. The transcript has 2 exons.
GAAAAAUGACGAGUCGCCACUUCUUCUUUGAUGUUGUUUUCACUUUCUUCCUUUCAGCUCAUAUUGUUGCUGGUUCAUCUGAAGAGUGUGUGUAUACUCUGUAUGUUCGAACUGGCUCAAUCUUUAAGGGUGGAACUGACUCCAAAAUCAGCGCUACACUUGGCGAUGCUACCGGAAGAUCAGUAUGGAUUCCAGAUCUUGAGAAGUGGGGUUUAAUGGGUCCAAAUUAUGAUUACUACGAAAGGGGUAAUGUGGAUAUCUUUACUGGUAGAGGCCAAUGUCUUAACCCACCAAUUUGCAGACUUAAUGUUACUUCUGACGGAUCUGGAGACCACCAUGGAUGGUUCCUAGAUUUCGUUGAGACCACUUUCACUGGGCCUCACAAACAGUGUAGUAAGACCAUAUUCUUUGUGGAACAAUGGUUGGCUUCUGAUGCCCCUCCUUAUGAGUUAUCUGUUUCUCUUGAUGGCUGUAGAAAGAUGAAGAAUAAUGGGCUUGGUGGACAUGCUAGGCGUUUUGUUGUGGGUAAGCCCGCUAGGUCUGCUUCAGAAUAGUUUGGUUUGUUGGAAUUUAUCAUGGAAGAUGGUCAAGGUCAACUGAGAACUAUCAUGUGUCUCUUUUAAUUUUGUCAUAACAAGUAUCCACGAGUUAUAAUAUUGUGUGUUCCUUACAACUUGAUUGAAAUAAAGGUUCUUGUUUGAGCC